Messenger RNA from Clonostachys rhizophaga, 1875 nucleotides. Lineage: Eukaryota; Fungi; Ascomycota; Sordariomycetes; Hypocreales; Bionectriaceae. The record is from the annotation of a GenBank genome assembly.
AUGCGGAUUUUAAGAACAAGGCAGUAUGAGCUUGUGGAAGCAAAGGACAUCCCCGAACCAUUUCCGCCUUACGCCAUCUUGUCACACAUGUGGAUAUCGCCAAAGGAGGAAAUCACCUAUCAAGAUUUCAAGACAAGAAAGGAAGACAUUGCAAAUGAUGUCUAUAAGCAGACAGGAUGGGCAAAGCUGAAGAAAUACUGCGAUCGUGCGGCCAAGGAUGGUUGGGAUUGGGCUUGGAUGGAUACCUGCUGUAUUGAUAAAACGAACCCCGCAGACACCCAGGAAGCUAUCAACGCCAUGUUUCGAUGGUACCAGAAUGCUAGCAUUUGCUACGCGUACCUUAGCGAUGUGGAUGCCUAUGGUACCCUUGAUGAUGCUGGCUUGAUUGAGCCGGACCAUCCUAUGAAUGAGGAUCUUGAUGAGAUGCCCGGGAUGAUUCUAGUUCCUGGAGCGGAUAGUAAUGAUAUGCGCACGGCAGUGGGCCGUUUAGUGGUCAAGGCCAAGUGGUUUACGCGAGGCUGGACCUUGCAAGAACUCCUCGCCCCUCGCUACCUUGUUUUCAUGGACAGGAAUUGGCAUCGCAUUGGGACUCGAGAGAGUUGGGCUGCCGAAAUUAAAGAAGCCAGCCGGAUUGAGCCGAAGCAUUUAACUACAUUCAAGCCAACCGAUUUCACCUCAUGCUCCAUUGCGAUGAGGAUGUCCUGGGCCUCUUCUAGAUAUACAACCGUCGAGGAAGAUGAGACUUAUUCGUUACUGGGCCUCUUUGGAAUCAGCUUGCCACUCAUCUAUGGCGAGGGGCGGUGGCGGGCUUUCGAUCGACUGCAACGUGAGCUUAUCAUGGUAUACACCGACGACUCUAUUUUUGCGUGGAAAUUGAGUCAAGUGAACCAAGGGUUUAUUCGCCUACAAAGACAGGGGCAGAAACCUGGACUGGGAAUUCUGGCCCCUUCGAUUCGAGAGUUUCGAGAUGCUUCUCAGAUAGAAAGUUUUGGUUACUACGGCCAUAGCUUCGAAAUGAGCAACUUAGGCCUAAAAACAAAUGCCCGGCGUUGGAAAUGUCGUAACGAUCACACCAAGCUUCUCAUUCGUCUCAACUGCGGUCCUGAGCCAAGGGCACACACAGGCAUCAUGCUUCAGUACGCUGGUGAGGUAUUCGAGAGAGUUAUGGAUAGCGAACUCUAUAACUCGAAUCAUUUCGAGCGCAACAGAGAUUGGACAGAGGUACAAGACAAGGAGGGAAAGGAUAUCAUCAUCCGUGCGGGCAAUUUCCGUGGUCCAUUGACGGGUCCGUCAAUCUUUACGCUCAGAUAUCCAGAUGAGAUAACCGUUGGCUUGAAAUAUUUCGUGGACUUCAAUGUUCCUCUUAUGAGUAGGAAAUUGGAGAUUCUUGAUCAAUCAAGCCUUUUUGACCAUCUGCAACUUCAGGAAAAUGAGCUUCUUCUGCAGCCAAAUCAGCUGAUGUUUGCUAACAUUGAGCUACAAACUGGGGAGCAUCAUUCAAGGUGGAACGUGCUCAUAAAUAUUAAUGAGAAUGGAUUUCCAUCUGUCGGUAUCGCAAGUCAAGAAGAUAGAGGGAAGCAAUUGGGAGAUCCAUUGGGUGAGGCCUCACGGCAAUACCAGAAUUUGGCGGAAGACUUCCACCUCCAAGCUCAGUCAGAAGGCUGCCUUCCAUCGAUCGUGGAAACCAAGCAAGGUACCACUGUUAAUGUCCAUCUUUUCCCCAGACCACCCCGGGAACGUCCUUCCGAGACCACUAGAGACGGCGACUCGUAUAUUGAAUUGAGAGAGUAUACACUCAAGAUUCUUGUGAGCCAGAAUAGCCAACAAAGAACAGUUGUAUCUAAUGAGCAUAGGGGGAAGAGAAGGAAGACUUAA